Molecule: messenger RNA, 1809 nt
Organism: Malania oleifera
Lineage: Eukaryota; Viridiplantae; Streptophyta; Magnoliopsida; Santalales; Ximeniaceae
Product: protein farnesyltransferase subunit beta
Exons: 14
Coding region: 165-1544 (459 amino acids)
Biological process (GO): protein farnesylation
Cellular component (GO): protein farnesyltransferase complex
Molecular function (GO): protein farnesyltransferase activity
Source: RefSeq, a predicted model, not a curated record
GGAUUCGAACCCAAAACGGGCCGGGUAAUGCACUGCGGGCCAAUAUCCUGUAUCACAGACCCGUAUCCCAUUUCCAAUUAUCCGAGCUGCUAAGCGAGUCUGUGCGAACCGGCCAUCCCAUCAGUAAAGGGGAAGAACACCACGGACGGCGGCGUUGGCGAACCAUGGAGGCGACGGCACCGAGGCCGACCGUGACGCAGCACGAGCAGUGGAUGGUGGAGGCUCACGUCUUCCAGAUUUAUGAUGCCUUCGCCGGUCUGCCCCGCAACCCUCAAUCCGUAAUGCUUGAGCUUCAGCGUGACAAGCACAUCGAGUUCUUAACCAAAGCUCUCCGACAGCUCGGUCCAUCUUUUUGCGUUUUGGAUGCAAAUCGACCAUGGCUUUGCUACUGGAUCCUUCAUUCAAUUGCUUUACUGGGAGAGUCGGUCGAUGCAGAACUGGAAAAUAAUGCCAUUGACUUUCUUAGCCGUUGCCAGGACCCCAAUGGUGGAUAUGGUGGUGGACCUGGGCAGUUGCCUCAUCUUGCAACAACCUAUGCUGCAGUUAAUUCACUUAUCACUUUGGGCAGUGAUAAAUCUUUGUCAUCAAUUAAUAGAGGUAAAUUGUACAUGUUUUUUCUGCGAAUGAAAGACCAAUCCGGGGGUUUCAGGAUGCAUGAUGCUGGAGAAAUGGAUGUCCGGGCUUGCUACACUGCCAUUUCUGUUGCAAGUGUCUUAAACGUUCUGGAUUCUGAACUUGUUCAAAAUGUUGGAGACUACAUCUUGAGCUGUCAGACUUAUGAAGGUGGCAUAGCCGGUGAACCUGGUUCUGAAGCUCAUGGUGGGUACACCUUUUGUGGGUUGGCCACAAUGAUUCUGAUCAAUGAGGUUAAUCGAUUGGAUUUGACUAGUUUAAUUAACUGGGUGGCAUUCCGACAGGGUCGAGAGUGUGGGUUUCAGGGGAGAACGAAUAAAUUGGUCGACGGCUGCUACUCCUUUUGGCAGGGAGGUGUGUUUGCAUUAAUACAAAGAUUACAUUCAAUUAUCAAUGAGCAAUUGGGGUUGUCGGAUGUUGGAGAAGGAGAUUCUGCUAUUGAUAGCAUGGGGAGUGACGCAAAAUCUGAUUCGUCUGAAGGAGAACAAGGUUUGGACAGCAGUUUGUCUCAGAUUGAUGAGGCCCACCAUUGUAGGCACAAAGCAGGCAUGCAGAAUGUUUCCAGUCUAGUAGAAUUUUCAAAUAUUGGUUUUGAUUUUCUCAGAGGACGAACAGAAAUGGGACCUCUUUUUCACAACAUUGCAUUGCAGCAAUAUAUACUUUUAUGCUCUCAGGUGCCGGAGGGAGGGUUCAGAGACAAACCCGGGAAGCACAGAGACUACUACCACACUUGUUAUUGUCUAAGCGGCCUCUCGGUGAGUCAGUAUAGCUGUUCGAGAGAUGCUGACUCUCCUCCUUUGCCAAGUGCAAUCCUAGGCCCUUACUCCAAUCUCCUGGAGCCCAUCCACCCUCUCUUCAAUGUCAUCCUGGAACGGUACCAUGACGCUCAUCAGUUCUUCUCAAGGUCAUAAGCAGUUUUUGCCUAGGAAACAUAGUCUGGCCCGCCAUUGUACCUGACUUUUGUUGUUUAGUAUUUGUAACUUUUUCUAGGUAUUUAGAUUGAAGAAGAUGCCAACUUGCAAGCUCCAAAGAGGCAGUUCAAUUGCAGUCUUGUAGAUGGCUGGCUGAUUAUUAUAAUGGAGAUGGUCGGUUUUGUUUUUUAAUAUAAAAGAUGUUGUGCAAUGGACAAAGGGUGGUGUUUUUUAAGAAAAUAAAUAAAAAACAAAUUAUUUUACA